AUGCAGCCGCCCGAAUGCAACCAGAUUUUAAAUCAAUUCUCAACUCAUCAGGCCAAGGACCUGGAGCGCAGGAACUACAGAGCGCUAGUCCUGGAAGUCGAAUUCCACCAGGUAGUGAACCUGGAGCGCAGAAACUACGGAGCGCUUGUUCUGAAAGUCGAAAUUCACCAGGUUCAGGACCUGGAGCGCAGGUACUACGGAGCUCUAGUCCUGAAAUUCAAAAUUCACCAGGUCAAGGACCUGGAGUCAAUGAGCUACGGAGUGCUUGUCCUGGAAGUCAAAAUUCACCAGGUUGUGGACCUGGAGCACAGGAACUACGGUGCGCUGGUCAUAGAAGUUGGAAUUCACCAGGUCAAGUACCUGGAGCAGAGCGCGAUUUCCAUACGUCCUCUCGACUGCGCGGUCGUUUCCGGACUGAGAAUUUCGGCUCGCUAA
Diprion similis is the source of this 435-nucleotide messenger RNA. RefSeq lists its product as uncharacterized. Bases 1 to 435 code for a protein of 144 amino acids. The record is from RefSeq and is a predicted model, not a curated record. The transcript is spliced from 2 exons. Lineage: Eukaryota; Metazoa; Arthropoda; Insecta; Hymenoptera; Diprionidae.